ACGGACAUGGUGAAGGAACGACCUGUGCCAUAACACCCUCAGCAGCAGCCGCUGGUGUUCGUUCAAUUAAAGCAUUGGAAUGGAAUGGAAUUGGAAUAUACCAAAAAGUAUAUCGUAAACGGUCACCCUGAUAAUUGACAUUAAAUUGAUAAAAAAUUUAUAAAUUCUUGAAUCGAGCUUGAGUGUCAAAUUUCAAUUAGAAACGUAAUUGCUCUUGAAAAGCAACCAGAAGAUGGCCUAUCAGCUAUACCGAUCGUCCACCGUGGGCAUCACGUUGCAGGAUACUCUCGACGAACUCGUCAAGAACGGGCAGAUGUCGCCAUUCCUCGCCGGCAAGGUGCUCCAACAGUACGACGUGAGCAUCAACGAGGCUUUCAAAGAGAAUGUGAAGACAUGCCUUACCUUCACGGGGUCACGGCUGAGUUCCUACCAAUUCUGCGACAAUGUCUGGACCCUCAGGCUGAAAGAUGUGGAAUUUUGCUCGAAAAACCACGUGAUCGCCAAAGUCGACAAGGUAAAAAUUGUGGCCUGCGAAAGCGAUGGCGAAGGAGGGAAACAAAAAACAGAAGGCUCAAUGAAGAAAACAAACAAAAAAAAACCAACGUAAAUGUGGUGAAAUAAAGUAGAUCCAAUAACCAAACAAA
Molecule: messenger RNA, 644 nt
Organism: Drosophila pseudoobscura
Lineage: Eukaryota; Metazoa; Arthropoda; Insecta; Diptera; Drosophilidae
Product: transcription initiation factor IIA subunit 2-like
Exons: 2
Coding region: 233-607 (124 amino acids)
Biological process (GO): transcription initiation at RNA polymerase II promoter; RNA polymerase II preinitiation complex assembly
Cellular component (GO): transcription factor TFIIA complex
Molecular function (GO): TBP-class protein binding; RNA polymerase II general transcription initiation factor activity
Source: RefSeq, a predicted model, not a curated record